AUGGCUGAGUCACUCACUCACCCGCAACCUUCUCCUGUUACUCCCUUUACUCCAAAGGCUCUUUCUGUUACUCCCUUUACUCUAAAGCCUUCUUCUGUUACUCCCUGUACUCCAAAGCCUUCUCCUGUUACUCCCUGUACUCCAAAGCCUUCUUCUGUUACUCCCUGUACUCCAAAGCCUUCUUCUGUUACUCCCUGUACUCCAAAGCCUUCUUCUGUUACUCUAUGUACUCCAAAGCCUCUUUCUGUUACUCCCUUAACUCCAAAGCCUUCUUACAUUACUCCCUGUACUCUACAGCCUUUUUCUGUUACUCCAUGUACUCCUAGUCCUUUCCCUAUUACUCCUUGUACUCCAGAGUCUUCUGUUACUCCAUGUUUUCUAAAGCCUUCUUCUGUUACUCCCUAA
Molecule: messenger RNA, 405 nt
Organism: Macrobrachium nipponense
Lineage: Eukaryota; Metazoa; Arthropoda; Malacostraca; Decapoda; Palaemonidae
Product: salivary glue protein Sgs-3-like
Exons: 2
Coding region: 1-405 (134 amino acids)
Source: RefSeq, a predicted model, not a curated record